This is a messenger RNA of Nymphalis io (European peacock), 16020 nucleotides long. It is a transcript of the gene spen, whose product is annotated as protein split ends. The transcript is spliced from 20 exons. The coding region runs from base 263 to 13012 and encodes 4249 amino acids. Gene Ontology annotation, biological process: regulation of alternative mRNA splicing, via spliceosome; regulation of transcription by RNA polymerase II. Gene Ontology annotation, cellular component: nucleus. The record is from RefSeq and is a predicted model, not a curated record. NCBI's taxonomy places the organism in Eukaryota, Metazoa, Arthropoda, Insecta, Lepidoptera, Nymphalidae. Gene Ontology annotation, molecular function: mRNA binding.
GAGCUGCGAAGAGUACGCUCGCGUCUAUUACGUAGUGUGUUUAUAGUGAAGUGUAUAUUGUGAAGAAAUUUCGAAUGUCGUGAGGCGAAAGAUAGUGUUGUUUUUUUAUCGCGAAGUGCAACUUGUGUUAUCAAAACGAUGUUGUUAGUGUAUUAGAAAGUGAAUUAAUCAAAAUGUGUACAGCACGGUUGUGUGCAAAAUUGAUUUUUGCCACGUAGUGACGCGAACGGGUAAUGAUUCCUAAUGUGGAGUUCGAAGCAAGAUGGUUAGAGAGACUCGGCACCUGUGGGUUGGAAAUUUACCCGAUAACAUACGUGAAGAUCGAAUAAGAGAGCACUUUAAACGCUAUGGCCGAGUCCAGAAUGUCAAGUUAUUGGGACGAAUGGAGAGCCCAAGUGCGAGUACGAACGGAGCUGGUAAUAGCGGUGUGUGUGCCACUGUUGCCUUUAUGGACAUCAAGUCUGCAUCAAAGGCUCAUAACAUUGAGCACGUGUUGGACGAACGAACUCUUACUACUGAGUAUUACGAGCCAGCCGCUAUACCAUCGUCCGCGGGCGCGCCUUCUGCUGGCUCGUCGCCUGCUGGCUCUGGCUACUCAGGUUCUUCAUCCUCCGUGAAUUCUGCACCUGCACCUGUAACCAACUCGCGCUAUCACCUCUCAGGGGAGGAGAGUGCGGGUAACGCGUGUGCGAUGGCUGCGUCGGCUGCGGCACCGGCUACGUGGCGAGGCACCAACGACAGCGCAACCGAGUUCUGCCGCCGCGGUAACACCCCUGCGGCAUACGGCAGGUACCAGAGGAACAGCUCCACAGCACCAUAUGCUACGCCCCCUUCAAAUGUUGAAAGGACGACACCUCAUCACCGAUGGUACGCGACCGCGGCCGGCGGGACGGGCGCUGCGGGCGCCGCGGGCGGAGAGAGCACGCCCAGUACGCCCGGCGGCGGCACGGAGCGGCGGCGCCGGCUCUCGGGUUCCGGCUCGUCGCGCUCCGAGUCCAGCUCGCCCGAGCCCAGCGAUACGUCUCGCGCGUCCACGCCGGCCACGCACCACCACCUGCAGCACCACACUGCGAGGCGAACGCCUCCGCCGCAUCCGCAUCAGUGGCCAUCAACGGCGAACGGAAGACCUCUUGCGAUAUGUGUACGAAAUUUGCCGACUAGAUCGACCGAUAGCUCGCUUAAAGAUGGUCUUUAUCAUGAAUACAAAAAACAUGGAAAAGUGGUGUGGGUUAAAGUGGUCGGUCAGAAUGCUGAUCGCUAUGCGGUUGUCCGUUUUAAAAAGCCGUCCGACGUAGAAAAGGCACUAGAAGUGUCUCAAGAUAAGCUUUUUUUUGGUUGCAAGAUCUCAGUGGCACCUCACCAAAGUUGCGACGAUGAUGCGGAGUCGGCGAAACCUUAUGAGACUGAUAUUGAUGAAUACCAUCCGAAGGCAACAAGGACGUUAUUUAUCGGAAACUUAGAAAAAGAUGUAACGCAGCAACAAUUAAGAGAUAAGUUCAAACACUUUGGACGUAUAAUAGAAAUCGAUAUAAAGAAGGGAAGUGGCGGCGGAGCGGGCUACGCGUUUUGUCAGUACGCGUCCAUCUCCAGCGUAGUGGAAGCGAUCCGGGCUAUGGAUGGCGAGUACGUCGGCAGCUCACGGGUCAAGCUAGGUUUCGGGAAACCAGUUGCCACUACCUGCGUUUGGGUCGACGGUCUCACGGAGCACACGGAAAAACAGGUGCUGGGCGCGGUGUCGCGGUGCGGCGCGGCCACGUCGGUGUGCGUGGACCGCGCGGCGGGCGCGGCGCUCGUGCACUUCGAGCAGGCGGCGGCGGCGGGCGGCGCCGUGCGCGAGCUGCGCCGCGUGGCCGCGCAGCUCUCCGCCGCCGAGCCCGACCAUCCGCGCCUCUGCGUCGACUACGCCUCCAGAGAGUGCCAGGAAGCUUUUUAUGAACAAUUAGAAAAACAUGGCGGAUCUGCGGCAUUGGCGGGUACGGAAAGAGUAGUCAGCGAUAUUCCUGGUCGGUUUUUGCCGGCUACGAGGCACGAGUCGAUACGAUUCGAGGCAGGCGCUCCGCGAUCUCGAGCUCCAAGCUUCGGCCGUUCAUCCUCAAGAACACCCCGUUAUAAUGCGCAUGAUCAUUACGAUCCUGCUGAUUUUGCUGCUGAUCGAAGAUACAGGGUAUAUGACGAAUUAGGUUCAAGUCCACAAACAGAUGAAGCAACAUAUGAAGAUAGACUUCAAUCAGUUGUUGUAUCGCCACACCGUGGACACAAACAUCGACGUGACUCUAGUCCGGAGGAAAGAAAACUCUCCAAGGAAAGGCAUCGCAGUGUUGGCGGUGGAUCGAGACGAUCGCGAUCAGGAUCUCGCAGUCACAUCUCUCGUCGGCGACAUCGACGUCGCCGCGAUGAAUCGGGAUCUCGAGGUUCGCGAACUUCGCGCGCUGGCACUCCCCUGCGCGAUGAGCCAGACGCUCCACCCACAGAGCCACGUCGACCUCCGCGGGAACGACCACCUCUACCAAUGAGUCUGCCUCUCCCGAAGUUCGCUGUGCAGCUGUUGCGUGCUGCACCUACACAACCGCGCUCGUUACCACCUCCCGCACCGGCUUCUCCGCCGCGACCGCCCUCCGCUUCGUCUUCGAGUGGUGGCUCCGCCCCACACUCUCCUUCGCUUGAGGAACGUAUUCGCUCUCUUGACGAGAAGUACGAAAGGUGGACUGGCUCGCGCGCUCAUGCCGACGCACCUGAUCGAGCUCGCCUUCGUCAUCGCUUGCUCGAACUCGACGUCAAUGAAGUGAAGCCUUCGGAGGUAGUGCUCUCCUUACUCGCAAAGCGUUCCGUGUUCGACGAGGACUCGGAGCGGCUGGAGGGAGCUGCAAGGGUUCCAAGUCCAGCGAGUAGCCCACAUACAUUGCCAACGACAGUGCCACGUGUGCUACGCUACCCAUUCCCUGUGCAUUCCGUAGCUGCAACCGCGGUGCCUUGUUCCGCAACGACAACAUCUGCUGCUAGUUUGAUUUCGAUGGUAGAUCCUGAUGAAAUUGAACGCAUACAUUCAACAUCUCUUCAAAGAAUAACCAAAUUAACUGAUUUUGAAAGUUUGCAUGAAUCACGAUUAAGAACGAGAACGCCUUCCACUGAUAGAUCGGUAUUAGAGUUUUCCGAGAAGAAACAAUCACCGCCUAUUGAUAGAGACCGAGCUGAGUUGGAUGGCGAACGUGAUAAACCUGAGGGCAAAAUAAGAAACUCAUCGAUUCCAAUCCUAGACGAAAACAUAUCUUCAGCGAUUGAUAAAAUCGGAUUCGACAAGGCCAAUUUGGUUAGACCACUAGAUCAUAUUUUUUUGGCUCAAGCUCAAGAACAAAAGUUGAAUCAAAAUAUUUCGAAUGAAAGUCGGGGAUGCCAUGAAGAAAAAAUAACAACAAUUAAGAAAGAAGAUUACUUCGAAGACAAGUCUGUUCAAAAAUCCAGUGACUCAUUAAUUAAUAAAUAUGAGAGAAAUUGCUUUCGCGAUGAAACGAAAAUGCGUAGUCAAGAUAAUAAAGUAAUAAAACAAGAGACAAUUCAAUUGGACAUUCAAAUUAAUCAACACGAAAAAUAUAUUUUCAAGAGCGAAUAUGAUACAAAAACAGAAUCAAUUAUCCAAGAAGACAUUAAACAACAGUUGGAACAAGAAAGUAAAAUGCAUGAAUCAAGUUUCCGGAUAAAAAAAGAAACUGAACGAUGUAAAGAAAAAUCAUUUCAAAACCAUAUAAGUAAAGAUUCUGUGUCAUAUAAAAUACAUUCAGCCAAUCAUCUCAAUGCUAUAAAUUACGUGGAAUUAAUUAAAAAGAAUUCAGAACCGAACCAGGAUAAUAAACAUAACGAUAAGAAUAAAGAAAAAAGUGAAUCUACAGCUACUUCGCAAGAAGAUAAAUCUGGGAAAGAGAAUAUUGACUGUAUUAGAUCUAUAGAUAAAUCAGUCGAUGAAUCAAAAAUUGCUAAUAAUCUAUUGUUUUCACCUGAUCGAACAACAACAGAUAAUGGCAAAAUACAAGAAGAAAAUAGCAAAAACGAGCGUGAUAAAAUUAGACAUAGUAGAGACCGCGUUGACAAAGAUAUUGAAAAAGAAAGAUCUAAAAGUAACAAAAGUUUUAAACUUGACAGAAAUGAAAAAGAGCGUAAAACAAAGGAAGAUAUUUUAAGCGUUAAAUUUAAUUCUGAGAAAGUUGAUAAGCUUAAGUCUGACAAAGAGGGUGAAAAGCUUACGGAGAAAGUUGAAAAAUCUAGACAUAAUGAUGACAAGAGUGCCCGUCAUGAGAAUCAUAAGAAAGAAAAAUUUGAAAGAGAUAGAAAAAGAGACCUGAUUGAAGUUGACAUAUUGACAAAAACUUUAAAACGUGAGGAAAAGCACAGACAUGAUCGAUCUAAAAAGGAUAGUGACCCUAAACGAGACAUGAAAAAGGACACUGAUAGUUCAAAAAGUAGAAAGAGUUCGAGAGAUGAGUCUUCUAGAGAUAUUUGUCGAAAAGAUUCUACAGAUUCCACAACGUCGAGAGCGUCCCAUGACUCAUUAAAAUCAAAGGACUUGGAUAAUGCUGACAUAAAAGAAGAGCCAAAAUCUCGAUCUAAAGGUGCUGAUACUCAUAAACUUGAAGUCGAUAAAGAGCUGUCGAAGUCUCAUGACUAUAAUAAAUUGGAUGGUAAAUUAAAAAUUAAAAGUGAAAUUAAGGAGGAAAAAGAGCAUGGAGAACAGCCAUUUAAACAAAAACUAAAAGAAGAAAAAGAAUGUAGUGAUCAUAAUUAUAAGAAUAAAGUAGAUAAUUACCAUGAAAAUAUGACAAAAAGUAAGGCCGAUAUAUCUGAAAAACAAAGACAUUAUUCAGUAGAUUCACCUGGCCUUGAUUCUAAACGUAAGGAGCGACUUAAUUCGUGUUCAAGCUUGCCAUCUCAUAUUGGUCAUAAACGAAGAAUGUCAUCACAAGAUAGCAUAGACUGUCUUCAUUUAGAAGACAAUAAGAAAAGUCGUCAGGUCGAACGUCGUGAAUCUAAAGAUUCAAGGAGCUUAGAAAGGCAUAAAACUACUAAGUUUAGUAAAGGUCAUUUCGCUAAGAUAAUUGAAAGCAAAACAAAAGAUGAUAAGAAAAAUCAGGUCAAACCACCAGAUGACAUGUUUCUUAAUAUAAAGGACUGUGAUAUUAAAGAAACCGGAAUUGAUAAAAAUAAAAUAACUAAGAAAAGUCCGUCGCAAGAUAACGAGGAGAAGUCAGUUGGAAGUUCGGAUGCGUCAUCGGAAUCGCUCCAAAAUAAUAUUGAUUUUCUUGCCACAUUAGAACUCAGAUCUAGCGAAGAAGACGAAAAGCAAAAAGCAAUGCGAAAAGAAAUGAAAGAAAAGAAACGAAUACAGCAAUUGCAGCAGAUCCAAGAACUUCAAAUGCAACAAGAUGCUUUACAACAAGCUGAAAUAAGUAAUAAGAUAAAAGAAGAUCGUAAGGUAAAAAACGAUGACAAGAAAAAAGAAACUGCUCGUGAAAAGCGAAUGUCUACUGAUCGGAAAAGUAGGGAUGAACGAAAUGAUCCAAACAAAAGACGAAAUCGUAAACAAGUUCAGAGUACUGACACUUCAGAUUCCGACGAACCGAAAAAACAUUCAAUAUUUGAUAUUAUUGAUGAUGAACCGACAUAUAUUUCUAUGUAUGACAAAGUUAAAGCUAGAUCAUGUAAGAAUAUGCAAAAACAGGAAGAAGAAAAACGUCAGGAAAAAAUUAAAGCUAAAUUUAGUCAGUUAAAACAAAGUAGAGCAAAACGCGAAGAAAAGAAAAGAUCAAGCUGGGAUGAAGAUAGUGAUUCUGAAAAUGAACGUCGUAAAUGUCACAAAGCUUCUAUGGAUAGCUCUACCGAUGAUGAUCAGAUUGUAAUACAUAGCAAAAAGCGUGAGAAAUCGCAUGGUUCUAGUCUGGAAUAUGAUCGAAAUAGAACAAACGAUUACUUUGAUGUAGGUAGUAAUGAAGAAGAUUCUCGCAAUAAACUAUCUCGUAAAAAUUCACGGACUCGCAUUAUGUCAGAUACGUCCGAUGAAGACAAUGCUAAACGUAAUAUAAAUAGAAGUCCUACUUUUAUUGAUAAAAUAAAAAAAGAAAUAUUUUCAGAUUCUGAAUCAUCCCAAAAAUUUAAAGAUAUUGAGCUUAAAGAAUCAAGUGAUGAUAAAGUGAAGAAAACAUCUCUUUUAAAUUUAUUUGGUAAAAGUGACAGUGAAGAUAACCGAUUAAAAUCGAGCUUAGAUAUUGAAAUUGAUUAUAGAAUAUCAUUUGCGAAAAGCUAUCCUAACGAUUUAUCAUCCGAAAAUGAAUCUAGUCCACCAAAUAGAAAUAUAUCUGAAGUACGUAAAAAACAUAAAAAGAAACAGAAGAAAUAUAAAUUUUCCUUUUCUGAUGAAGAUACGAAGACUGAGACUGCUCAUGAAACUACCUCAGAAGUUGACACUAAACAUAAAAAUUCCGAUAAAGGGCGUCGUCAUAGUAACAAAAAAGAAAAAAGAAAAGAGAAAACUCGCGAUAGUCUUGACACUGAUGAACUACGAGAUGAAAAACUAAAAAUUAAAAAGGAAAGACGUUCACCGCAUCAGUCAUAUGACUUAAUGGCUGAAUCAGUUUCCAAUAAUAACAAAAAGGAAGGCAAAAUGGAAGACAUAUUUGGACCUCUUUCAGAUGAGUCUGAUAGAGAUUCAGGAAACAUAAAUAAUAAAACAGAAUCUCUCCCUCUGGAAUUUGAAUCACAGAUAUGUAAGAGCAAUGAAAAAGCCACUCUAAAUAACGAUGACAUAAAAAUUAAAGAGAGAGAUGAUAGUAGGCGAAAGAGAGAUAAAAAGAGGAAAGAAAAAAGACAUUUCAUUAAGGACGAUGACAAUAGCCUUGAUGUCGAUGCUGUCAGUAAGGCAAUCGAAGCUCGUUUGUUUGCAGACACUUCAAACAUGGAUGAUAAUCGUAUUAAGUCAGAUGGUUUAUCCGAUUUCGUUCCUAAAAAAGCAGAGAUUGAAUUAAAAUAUGCAGAUAUAAAUUACAAGAGAGAAUCUUUAUCUUUUAGUAAGUAUAGCGAUAAAAGCAAAAAGGAAUCCAGAGAAAGAAAGAAAAAGAAAAAGAAAAAUAGAGAAGAAAGACAAAGUCGAAAAGAACAUCAUCAUAGCUAUCAUCAUGAGAAAAUCACGAAAGUUGAGGGUACUUACAUGGAAAAUAGUAUCCAAUUAUCUCCUAAAACGAUGUUGCUUGAUAUACCAUUACCUACUGAUAUACAGAAGGUGGAAUUGACCGAUAAAUCAGAUGAUAGUAAGUCUCUAUCUGAAUCUCCGAGUUUACCUAGGAUAACAGACAGUCCCCCGUUCCUGAUUCAGUCAGAUGAAAAUAAUGAUAUUAAAAAUAAUGAAUGCGAUACUCCUAAUCGCUUAGUUGUCGAUGAUGGAAUUGAAAUUGAUUAUGAUCUAACAAGAAAUAUUGAAGUUAAUGAUAUUCCGAUGCCACCUCCAAUAGACAAUAUCGUUCAAGACAUCAGUGAAGUACCAUUACCCAAAGAUCCCCCACUUGAUAUUGAAACAAGUAAACAGAGUAUUCUUACACCUUUUAAUCUUGAAAUUGAAGAAGAUACGGAUGUUAAAAUAAGUGAAGAUGCAGUACGCAGUAUACCCAAUUUAGAAAAUGAUACAGAAAAACAAUCUGAAAAAACGAUUGUAAAUGAUUCACAUUCUUGUAAAGUUGAUAAAAAAAUAGAAGAAAAACAACGUGCAAUCAUUUCUCAAGAAGAAACAGAAGACGCCGUAGCUGCAUUGUUGGGUGAGAGCUUUGGUGGAAAGGUAAAUACUUUUGAUAGUUGUUAUGAAGAGGUGGAAAAUAAUACUGUCCAUCAAAUUGAAAUUGAAAGUACACCAAUUGAAAAUGAAAUAAUUCCUGAAGAAGAUGCGGAAGAAAUGAGACAAGCAGUUCAAAAUUUAAAUGCAAGCGAAAUGGAAAUGAAGCCUGAUACACCAGUUUCUGACAAUGACUUGCUUUUAAUUGACACCGAUACAGAAGAAAUCGAGGAAACAAAUCAAGACGCUAUUGAAAGAUUACCAGUAAACAUCAUAACAGCUAACCAAUCUCUUAACAAUAACACAAAAACAAAUUUAGCGCAGACUACAGAAAUAUCUAAUAUUAUUGUGACGAAGCCGAAGACAAAUAUAGUACAAACUAUUACUAAGGAAUCAAUUGAAAUACCUAAAAGUUCUAAUGAAAGUAAAAUAAAACCGAUUUUAACGAAACAAGAAACUGUCCAACAAAUAACAUCUACAGCAACUCCAGUCAUUACCUCUUGGACUUUGUCAAAUAAUAAAUUAAUAGAACAACCACAUCUUCUUAAUAUUCCUGUAAGUUCCAUAGCAAAUAGAGAUAAUACCGAAAACAAGCCUACUCACAUAACAGCUAACAUUGUGCAGAUAAAAGCCACAGAAAAUCAAAACAUGCAAGUAAACAAUACUUUGAGACCUAUAAUAAAUUCAAAUCGAGUGAAUCCACCAUAUCAAGUUAUAAACCAGAUGAUUAGACCUCAAGUAUCUAGUAUGCAGCCACCUACAAUAAAAAUUCCGGAACCUCAUAUUAUUUACCAAAAACCUCAGGGAAUUGUUAUUUCACCUAGAAUGACCAAUGAACAAAUAUUGCUUAGCCCUAAACCUAAUCAACAAACAGAAACUGUGACUUCACCACGGUUAUCAAAUAUGGUAUUGAAUACUUCGCAACAAAAUAUAAAUUCAGUUGGAUUAUCUUCACCGACUGCUUUACAACAACGAUCUCCAGGUCAAGUUACUGUUGUUAGAAUGCAACAACCACCACUUAGUCCAAUACAAACAGUGCAUAUUCCUCAUGGUGCUAGAACUAUGGUUUCUCCUAAUAGACCUAAUUCAGUCUUGGUACAAACACAAGGUACCCCAAUACAUUUCAACAGAUUACCCGUAACACCAGUUCUAGCACCUAUUUCUAAACAAUUGAACACUAACAACGUCAUACAACAACCUAAAGGAACUGGAGUAAAUAAUCCACAGUUGAUGCAUCAGCAAAAGAUUAUAGCAGGAGAUUCCAGGAAAUCGGAAAAUAUUACUGAUACAGCUAAAAUUAUUUUAUCCCCAACAAGAUUGCCACCAAGUUCGAAUCAUACAGUAAUGGCGCCAAAUCGUCUUAUUCCUAUGCAGAAUGCAUUGCAUGUUAAUAAUAUUAAUUCAACUUUACAUCUUUCUAAUAAAGUAUUAUUAAAUAACAAAAGUCAAUUGAUUGAAAAAAGAGAAACUCAAACGAAUAAAUCUGAAAAUAACCACAUACCGUUUGUUUCGUCACCUCUUAUACAUGUGGCUGGUGUUUCUCAUUCAACAACGUCUAUUAUUCAAGGUACAGGUAAAUCAAGCAUUUGCAAUAUUCAAGAAACUACCGUUAAUAGAGGACAUGGAUCUAAUGUAAUACAUACAAUAAAUUCACAAAGACUGCUUACAACAAGUUCCGUGACAAACGUCGUGCAGCUGGAUGCAAACAAAGGAUCUCCUUCUGUUUUAUCUAUGGCUACAGUAAAGCCGGCGUCUUCUUUAGGUAAAUCAGAAACGUCCAAUUCUGUCGUAGUCACAACUUCAAGUCUUGGUAACGUAGUUAUGACUCCGUUGCUACUAAAAAGUUCAACUCCAAAAGCUACUAUACGUUUACAUUCAAGAAGUGAAAGCGAUCAUGUUGAUAACCAUAUGCCGAUGUCAUUACUAAAUCAUGCUCAGCGUGAUCUUGAUUCUCAACACAAACAACACGAGCAAUCUGAUAAAAUGAUUGAAGCUCCUGGUACAGAAUUAAAUUCCGAAAAUUCAGCAUCCUCAAUUUCUACAUCACCAGUUGAAAAUAUACCCAAAUGUGAAACAGACUUUGAGGAAUUAUUAAAAGACAAUACAAAUGAAAUCAAAAUUACAAAUGAUCCUGAAAAAAAAGUAGAAAUAAAUGUCGGUAAAAAUAUAACUCUUAACACGCAAAGUCACGAUAAAAGCGAAAGUACUGAUUAUGCCGCUAGAGAUAAAGAAGAAAUUGAGAUACCAAUGUCGAAACAGACCUUAAGCCAGGAAAUACUAAAAAAUAAAAAUGAUAAUGAUUAUACAAUGGCAUUAAUUGAAAAGUCAGAAAAUAAUUUUAAAGAAAAUGAUGUCAAAUAUACUAGCCAAGAAAAAGCUGAUGAAAGUUUACCAAAAAUACAAGAAAAAAAUGAUAAAGUUAACACUUACGACAUAAAUGAUAAUUCUAAAAAAUCUGAUUUAAAAGAAAACAAAGAACAAUUAUUUGACUUACUUACAAAUCAUGAUCAAAAUGUUAAUAACGAUAUAAAAAACAUAGAAGAAAAUGAAUACUGGACAGCCAAAGAUGUUAAUAUUGAGUCAGUCAUUAAAAAAGUAGAUUCUUUAUGUAAUGAUAAUUUAGAUGAAAAGAAAGUUGAAAUUAGUGAAGAAAGAAAUCUUACCACAAAGGACACAGAAAUUUUAAAAUCGGAAACAAAUACAUCAAUCGACUCUCUGGAUCAAGGAGAAUCCAAUAAAAUUGAUCCUUCCAAAGUAGAAUCUUUUAAACAAACAGAGAAUAAAGAGGAACCAUUUCAUGAAACUAAUUUAAUUGAGGAAUGUAUUAUAGAAAAAACAACACCUACUGGAAAAAGAGGUGGUCGAAGUGCUCGCGGCAAAAGAACAGAUAAAAAUCAAGACAGAGUACAAACUCGUCAGAUAAAUAAACCAUCCCGAGGGACUUCAAAACGUGGGAGAGGGAGGCUAAAAGUAGAUAAACAAAUAAAAAAUAUGGUAUCUAGUAAUUUAAACAAUAUGCCUGGUGACGUCUAUGAUUUUCACGAAGACUCUGGAGAUGAAACCGUAACAUCACCGAAUAAAACUGAAGUAAGGCCCCGCUUAAUUUUGACAAUAAAAAGUCCUCUUUCUGGACACUCGAAUGCAAUUGCAACAUCAACUCUUAGUAUAACACAGAAGGAUCAAGUUAAAAGUGUAGAGAAAUCUAAAGAAGACAAAAUUGAAGUUUUUGCAUCACCUUCAACAAAUACUCGAAAAUCCAGACGCCUACAGGAAAAGGAUAUUCAACGAAGCACUGUUGAUGACGUAAUCGAUGAUGUGAUCAAAGGUUCUAAUACAGUUCAAUUUAAAAACAGUAAAGAAAGCAAUAAAAAAAGAUCUACAAGACUAAGUGGCACUAAAACGAAUAUUGAUAAAGUACCUCAAUGUGACACAAGAAAGUCUCCAAGAGGCGUAAAAAGGACAAGAGAUAGAAGUCUGUCCGAUGCCUCCUUAGAUAGCAGCGACGAAAAUGCUAAAAAGGAUGACACAGUUAAGGAAACUAAAAUACAAAAAUUAGUCGAACCAAUUGCUACUGCUAAGAUAGAAACUGACACGGCAAUCAAAAUGACAACUACCUCUUCUACAGUUGUUGUUCCAUCAUCUAACAAUCCAACUCCUAUAAUGAAACCGCCUAAGAAAAUGAUAUCAGAGAUUAGUGCCAAACUAGCAAGUGCCUUUGAAGCAGCUGCGAAUGCAACGAAUCGGGUCGGUGGUGCUUCUCCAAUAGUGCACGAACGGCCGCUGCAAUUAGCCGAGCGACAACCUGAAAUAGAACGUCUCCUACCACCCGCCGCCGAUCUCUCACCUGCUGUACCCGGUGAGGUUGUCGCCGGAGACGCUGGAUACGUCCGCCGCAUCGUCGACAACGUACCGUCUAAUAUGAUGCCGGUCGGUGCGACCGAGGCCACUGACGCGCGCGUACAGUCACCGGCUCUUCCACACCGUCCACCGUCCGUACACCAUCCGCCUGACCGAGUCACACCGAUUCUUGUCAGAGGCGGAGAAGGAGAGGCAGGAGCGGCGAGCGCGCUGGGCGGCGUGGCAGGCGCAUCGCGUGGAUUCCGCGGCGCCUACGCGGGCCCGGCCAGUCUGCCCCGCGGCGCGCACCAUCCGCCGCACUCGAAGCAGGUCGCCGUCGUUGGUCCGCAACAUCACCCGGGAUCACGAGUUACCAUUACGAGUGUCCCUGCGGUCAGUCCUCAAGGCCAAGUUGCAUUGUCUGCGGAUUUAGUUAGAAGUCCUCCGCCUGCACAUCAACAGACUUCUCCUAUCACCUCGGUAUAUCAUAAUGGCGAAGGAAUGUAUCCUCAUUUCUCGCAUCACCAUUAUCAGAUGUACCAACAACAUUUUCGUGCUACACAGUACGAAAACCUGCCCACACCCACUUCUUUCACAAGAGGCGCGCUGGAGGCGGAGGGCUCGGAGGCGCCGACACCGCCCCUGGAGCUGCGGCGCCCGCCGUCCGCGCGCGUGCCGCGCCCCGCGCACUCGCCGUCGCCCCUGCCGCACGACAGGCAUAUCAUGUACGGCGUGCGCUGCGGGCGCUCCCCGCCGCCGGCGCACGGCACGUCGCGCCCGCCCGCCGCGCUGCCGCCGCCCGGCCCGCCCGGCCCGCCGCACGCGUCGCAGGUGCCGCGCGAGGCCGACUCGCUCCAGAUGUUGCUGCGGCGGUAUCCUGUCAUGUGGCAAGGAUUACUGGCCUUGAAAAACGAUUCAGCUGCGGUGCAGAUGCACUUCGUGGGCGGAAACCCCGGAGUGGCGGCAGACGCACUGUUACGAAACUCUGACGGUACGGCUGCUUCGCUGUUGCGCAUCGCACAGCGCAUGCGCCUCGAGCCGGCACAGCUCGACCAAGUGCAUCGCAAGAUGAAGCUGGAGAACGAACACUGCAUGCUGCUGGCGUUGCCUUGCGGUCGCGACCACAUGGACGUACUACAGCAGUCCACCAACCUCACGGCCGGUUUCAUCACCUACCUGCAGCGCAAGCAGGCCGCCGGCAUUGUCAACGUAGCGCCUACGCCCGGACACCAGCAGUCAUUAUACACGGUCCAUAUUUUUCCUUCGUGUGACUUUGCAAACGAGAAUCUAAAUCGCAUCGCGCCUGACCUCAUGCACCGGGUGGCCAACAUCGCGCACUUGCUCAUUGUCAUCGCCACUGCCAUCGGAUGAACGACGCAAGACGAGGCGCCUCCGUCGGAUAUAAGCCUCGAUUCUAGGAUAUGACGACCUAUAAUCAUUGAACGUGACAAAUAUUUUACCCGACGUGGACACAGCUAGAUGAAUAUUUUAAUAAAAAAAUUGUAAAUAUAUCCAGGUUGUGAAACUUCAUUUUUACUAUUAUCGUAGUUAUUCAUCGACCUGGUGGAAGCCGCCGAUCAAACGUUUAAUACUGGACAUUAAUAUAGUGUACUCGGAAUUGCGUCGGAUUACCUCUUCGAAAGUGAACGUUCGUUGUAGUGGAGUAAAGUUAGUGUAUUUAUUGUUACGGCUUAGCGUCGCGGCGGCAGGCGCGCUUGUAUAAAGUUUAACGUAGUCGUAAGCCGCCGUCAACUAUUUAAGUGUUAGAUUUAAGACAUAGCUUUGUAAAAUACUUUUGUUAUGGUCGACUGGGCUCGGCCUUAUUCGGAGUUUAAAUUUAUAAAAAGGUAUGAUAGUGACGUGCGAUGUCAGUUGAUAAAGUAUAUUUAAUUUUGGGUUCCGAUUAGAUAAGUGGCAAUCUAUCGAGCAUUUUUUAUUGUUAGUGUAAAUUGUUAUUUUGUUUUAAGCCUAGGAUCUAAAGUAAUUUAAAUCUUGUAAAUACCGAAUCUAUCCAUACUAAAAUUCGAUUUAUUCAUUUAGAUCAUUACGGUAGGUAAUGGAUAACUCUGUAACUGGGUAUCGAAUGAUGACUUCUUUAUGUAAAAUUAAGAUACAUGAACGGUAUGAAACGGUAAAAAAUACACAUGGAAAAUAAACUGUGAUUCUGACUUUUUACGUAGGCUUAUAGGUAGUCUUAAAAAAGCAUACUGAGCAAUGCAUGUGUAGCCAACGGCGCGUGCAGUGUCGCCUUUGUCAUUAAUAAGUAAUAUAGGAUUCAUUAAACAUUAAGUCCACCUUCAGAAAAAUUGUGAUGGUUAAAUUAUCAUUUAAUAUUAUCCAUGUCACCAGAUUUUAUUUUUCUAUGACUUCAUUUAAAUUUAACACUUGUCAUUAAAAAAGUCCUUAAUUUUAAACACAUCGCAAACAAUCUUUUUAAAAUAUAUUUAUAGAAAUUUAAAUAGUGAAACGAAUAUUUUAACUAAUAAUUAAUAAUAAUUGACAUUUGUCAAUCAUACGUUGAAGAUUAUUAUACAAAAAACAACGCUCGUCGAUCGAUGCUUUUCGGCUACCGAGAUAACCUAUGUGUAUAGUUUACAAAUUACCAGAAAUAUUUCCAGUGGUGGUUUUAAUAAGAUCGUAUUUUUUAAUAAAUAGUUGUAUAUUAGAAUUUACUUCGAAACAUUUGGACACGAGCGACGUGGCAAUCGCCGUUGCACACUUACAUUGUUUCGACAGUUAAUUUCCCAUUCCAUGCGACCGCCUCAUGCUGUUUACUUGUUGUAAUUCCUUCGACUAAAGACUGUCCGUUCGAGCAGCGGUGCCGCUCGCGAUAUUCUUUACUCUCAAAGGUAUCUUGGUAAUGCUACGAAAAUAACUACAAAUAAAUUGAGAUGGUAGGCGCACUAAUAAUUAUUAGUGAUUAUAAUAACUUAUUCAUUAUAAAUCGCACAAAUUAACAAUAUUGUACUUCUCAUAUUAUAUAAAUACCAUUGUCUGCAUCCAAUUCACCUAAAGCUUCAGUGGUUGCUAAUUAUAAUUCGUUGUUUCACCUAUAAUUUCUACUUAAAAAUGUUUACAUCGUCGUUUCGCAAUGUAUAAUUAGAUAACAGUGCGACUCUUUUGUCGUACGAGAAAUAAAGUACAAAAUAUUUUAUGUAUUGUAAUUUUAUAUGUACGAUAUAGGAAUAACAGCACAGGUAACAUAUUGUAUUGUAUAUUCUUUUAAGGACUAAUGUAUAGGUGUAUAAAUGUUAUAUGUUUCGUCAUGUUUCCGUCGCAUACAGUUCUCAAUAUAGCUAGGAGGAACACUAACGAACUGUCACUUCGUCCAUUAAUUUUAAAACAUAAUUUUAUUAGUAAAUGGAUGCCCUAAUGUUCACUUAUUUGAUUUUCUUAUAAAGGAAAUCAAUGUAAAUAAGUCUUCAGUAAACAUAGCGAUACAGUAUUUAGUCUUGAUAUUGAGAUAAAUUUAUGAGAUAGGCAACACAUGAGAAUUAUAAAAGAAAUAUUUAUUAUGGUCAAAUUGGUAUUUUUACUCAUUCUUUAUUUAUUGCAGUGGUGUGAUUAUUUUUUGGCAAUAACAUAAAAAUACUAUUUAAUAUUAUAAUUAUCAAGUCUUUGCCAAUAAGUAAUUGCAUCCUAUGUUUUCGUCAAGGUGUCAAUUACUAAUAUUUAAAAUGUACACAAAGACUUUCAUGUUCAAGACAAAGAUCAUUGUUAGGUUUUUUUUAAUGUUUUUUGUUCCUAAUUUAUAAGGUUCGGCAGACUUAAGUCACCAGACUGUGAGAAGUAUAAUAUAGUUUUGUGUCUUUCAAGUGUUUCAAAUUUUUUUGCGUAUAUGGAUUGUUACAGGAGGCGUCUCACUUCAAGGUGCCUUCAAAAUUAUCGUUAUUUUGAAUACACCAUGACGUCAGACAAAUAUAUUUACUUUCGUUUAAUUGCAAUGUUUUCAAGCAUGAAGUGGUUCCGCGGGUAUGGAAUGGUAUUGUACGGCGGGUCGCUUGCGGUGGUGGCUGUUGUCUGUGUGCGAGUUGAUAGAGUUUAAAUAUAUGUAAAAUUAACAUUUGAUCUCAAGUGUGCAGCAAAAGUGAAGGUGAUGACUAGACUGUUAUAUUGCAACAGCUGUGACCGGACGCGCUCCCUGCUUCUUUGGUUUUAAUAUAGUGAAAUGUAAGGAUAUAAAAAAUAUUGUGAUCAUAUUUCUACUUUAAGUUUAAUUUGCUAGGAUUUAGAAAUAAUUGUAUAUUUUGUACAUAUUAAAAUAGUAUUGUAUCUUAACUUCCCUUUAUCCAAAAACCCAGACUCCUGCGUGUUAUGUACCUCCUACCUACCAAUACUAUUAAAAAAAUAAUACAUAAAAAGUGUUUUCAUUUACAUCA